CCGCCCGCCCGCGCGCUCCAUCCAGACACAAGAAGCGAGAGCAAGCAGAGCGCGGCGAGGCCGUUACGCAACAAGCACACGACAAGGAGAGGCUCCUGUCGAUCGGAGAGCACGCCACUCCACCAACGCAAGCUAGCGCCCUCGGUUGGCUCCUGGCGGCGACGGCCUCAACCUCGAUCGCCGGCUUUGUGUGUAUCGCUGAUCGGAGCGACUGCUAGCUGCUUCUGCCGUCGUCUCGUGCCCAUGGCCAUGGCGGAGCGAUUCGGAGCUCGGUGGCCGCCGUCCCACUUCUUAUUCGCCGGCGUGGUCCUCGUCCUGAUGACAGUUGCAGAUCGGCGAGUAGUGCUGAGAGCCGAAGCCAUGUCGGUCGGCAUCAACUACGGGCAGAUCGCCGACAACCUCCCCUCCCCAGCCCGGGUGUCGUGGAUGCUCCGGUCGAUGCAGGUGAGCAAGGUGAAGCUCUACGACGCGGACCCGUACGUGCUGAGCGCGUUCCUGGACACCGGCGUGGAGUUCGUCGUGGGCAUCGGCAACGAGAACGUGUCGGCGAUGAUGGACCCGGCGGCGGCGCAGGCGUGGAUCCAGCGGCACGUGCAGCCGUACCUCCCCGGCACGCGCAUCACCUGCAUCACCGUCGGCAACGAGGUGUUCAAGGGCAACGACACGGAGCUCAAGGCCAACCUCCUCCCCGCCAUGCAGUCCGUGUACCAGGCGGUCACCGCGCUGGGCCUGCAGGGCCGGGUGAACGUCACCACGGCGCACUCCCUGGACAUCAUGGGCAGCUCGUUCCCGCCCUCCGCCGGCGCGUUCCGGCCAGACGUCGUGCCGUACAUGCAGCCCAUCCUGAGCUUCCUGUCCAUGGCGAGGUCGCCGUUCCUCAUCAACUGCUACCCCUACUUCGCGUACAAGGCCGACCCCAACAACGUGCCGCUGGAGUACGUGCUGUUCCAGCCCAACGCCGGGGUCACCGACACCAACACCAAGCUCAACUACGACAACAUGCUGUACGCCCAGGUGGACUCGGUGUACGCCGCGAUCCAGGCGCUGGGGCACACCGACAUCGACGUUAAGAUCUCCGAGACCGGGUGGCCGUCCAGGGGAGACCCCGACGAGGCCGGCGCCACGCCGGAGUACGCCGGGACGUACAUCGGGAACCUCCUGCAGAGGAUCGAGAUGAAGCAGGGCACGCCGCUGAGGCCGUCGGUGCCCAUCGACGUCUACGUCUUCGCGCUGUUCAAUGAGAACCUGAAGCCGGGGCCGGCCUCCGAGCGGAACUACGGCUUGUUCUACCCCGACGGCACGCCGGUUUACAACGUCGGCCUGCGGGGCUACCUUCCGCCCAUGGAAUAUUCAGAAGGCACGAGAAAGGCAGUUCAUUUGCUUGCCCUCAUCCUCUUAGCCAUCUCAUUGAUCGCUCUCAACUUAUCCUGAGAUCAGGAUAUGCUGUUGACAACUCUGCUGUAAAUUUGAUGAAGAAAGCGUGGAGCCUGAGGAUCUCUUGCUGCUAGGAUUCCACCAGCAGAUCACAAGUCAUCAGAGAACUAACUAAGCGGCAUGUUCCGUCAGGGAAACUCCACAAGCAGAACGUCAUCAGCAAUGCUUUUUGAUCGUUGCCCAGCGAAAACAGUAGGAGUGAUUUUGAUAGCAUCCAGGAGACUAAAUUGGCUCCACACUGACAGUGAAGUAGAACUGACUGAAGAUUGGGGACGAUACGCGGCCAUUGCACGCAUUGUCUGAUAGAAUUUUCUCUAUGAUUUUUUUUUUGGGAAAAACUUCUCUUUGAUUUAUUCUCGAGAUGUCUUCUUUAUGCAACUGUACAUUUGUAUAUGCGAACAGAUAGGACACAAAUUUAGGCCAAGGCUGGCAAUUGUUACCUCAGACGGUGAUUUUGUUACUGUUUUUCUCUUAUUGCAGCCUCUGACAGCACUCUGCGCACACUUAAAAACAGUGUGUCGCAUUGAGCAUCAGCAA
Molecule: messenger RNA, 1971 nt
Organism: Setaria italica (foxtail millet)
Lineage: Eukaryota; Viridiplantae; Streptophyta; Magnoliopsida; Poales; Poaceae
Product: glucan endo-1,3-beta-glucosidase 14
Exons: 4
Coding region: 244-1431 (395 amino acids)
Biological process (GO): carbohydrate metabolic process
Cellular component (GO): plasma membrane
Molecular function (GO): hydrolase activity, hydrolyzing O-glycosyl compounds
Source: RefSeq, a predicted model, not a curated record